AAAACCUGUCCAAUGCUGCCUUGCCUGAACUGUGAUAUCGUUUUAGAAUGCCAAGAAUCGACGAACUAUUCCAACCCUCUUCGAAACGCCGCAGGUCCGCCGACGAGAAGGCAGACGAUGAGUCCGCGCAGGCUCCAGCUUCAAAAUUACCCAAAAGAGACGCACCGGACGUAUCUCCCGCAAUCAAUGUAGCGCUUCGUAGGGUUAUCAAAAAGUCACCAGGACUAGAUUUGCUAUACUUUAAGCAGUUUAUCACUAAAUCGAUGGCGAAAGAGUUCAUGACGUGGUGUCUCGAGUCACUGAACUGGUACAAGGUGCAAUACAAGAUCAGAGGAAUGGAGGUCAACACGCCACGAUUUACGACUGUCUUUGGAAUUGACGAAACCAAGUCUCCCGCAUCAUUCUACAAACAGCCACCUCGUCCGAUUCCCAUGCCACUUCAGAUCCUCAAAGCGCAUGUCGAAAGUGCAACGGGUGCCACCUACAACUUUACCCUCCUAAACUAUUACCAUGAUGGUUCCCACUCUAUCACUUAUCAUGCAGAUGAUGAGUCCUUCCUUGGUCCUAACCCCUCCAUAGCCUCGCUGACGUUGGGCGGAACGAGGGACUUUUUGAUGAAACACAAAGAAGAUAAAUCCAAGAAGGAGAAGUUUGUCCUGGAAGACGGGGAUCUGCUGGUGAUGCAAGGGACAACACAGAAAGAAUGGCUCCAUGCCAUUCCGAAGCGCGCAACGGCUUCACCAAGGAUCAACAUUACUUUCCGAAAGGCGAUUAAUGUCGCUGGCACGAACAAUUAUUACAAGUAUAACGUAGGAGAUGGUGCAAGUUAUCGUUAUAUAAAUGGGAAGAUGGUGCCUUCCACCGACGCGAUGACUGGGAAGGCUUUGUAGGGCACACUGGUAUUGAUGCUAAGACUAGUCUGGGCAGCUAGCUAACUACGCUCGCGAACUAUAUACACCUUCUGAUCAAACCCUGCACGGUAUAUCGCCCUACCCGAAAACAACGUCAAAGUUAUUAGCCAUCAACUCCAACGCAGCCGCUUGCGGAGUCAAUGGAGCACAGCACCAAUCGCCUUGGAUACAUUUUUCAAAGUCAUCGUUCGUCAAGCAUGUCAGCAUGAUCUCCCUCUCGUCAUCCUCUGUCAAUUCCGCAGCAGACAACGUGGGUAGUAGUGGACUCAGGGGUGGAGCUUCAGCUGCUUCUUGCGGACGGAAUCCUGGGACAGGUCGCAGAUCGCUGAGCUUGAUAAGAGGUGUUUGCGGCUGGCUUGCUGAUGAGGGUGGGCAGUAUUUUUGAGGAAGAAUGAGAGGUGCGAAUGAUGAUGAGAGGCUAGUGAUAAGGGUAUGUGGAUGAGGAAUCGUUAUUCGGGAUAGUCUGUUGAAGUAAAUCGUUAUACGAGGAUCUUUUCGCGGUGCUAGGCUUACACUUGGUUCUCACCUGUGAAUGUGUCCAAUAAUGGCCUUUAAAAAGAGAUAUCGUUUUCGAUCCAAGUUGAAAACCUCUGAUCGUAGAAAGGAGAGCUUAUCCUGGUCCGUAACCCCUGAUUUACCUAGUAAAUGACAAACAUAUUCAAGUCAGAAGAUGUAAGGCAACCUGUUGAUAGAAGAGCAGCAUACCCAUAAAAGUCAACAUUCUGCCAGCCGCAUCAUCGGGCAAUAACCCCUUAUUUGUUGGUACACCCGCAUCCCC
Messenger RNA from Spizellomyces punctatus DAOM BR117, 1689 nucleotides. RefSeq lists its product as uncharacterized. The coding region runs from base 48 to 890 and encodes 280 amino acids. The transcript has 2 exons. The record is from RefSeq and is a predicted model, not a curated record. Gene Ontology annotation, biological process: DNA repair. Lineage: Eukaryota; Fungi; Chytridiomycota; Chytridiomycetes; Spizellomycetales; Spizellomycetaceae.